Messenger RNA from Dicentrarchus labrax (European seabass), 5035 nucleotides. Its product is annotated as thrombospondin type-1 domain-containing protein 4. Gene Ontology annotation, biological process: extracellular matrix organization. NCBI's taxonomy places the organism in Eukaryota, Metazoa, Chordata, Actinopteri, Moronidae. The transcript is spliced from 18 exons. Bases 380 to 3301 code for a protein of 973 amino acids. The record is from RefSeq and is a predicted model, not a curated record. Gene Ontology annotation, cellular component: extracellular matrix. Gene Ontology annotation, molecular function: metalloendopeptidase activity.
GGGGGCGCAGCAGAGCUUGUUUUCUGUCUGCCGUGUCGGUUUCCAGCUUUCUGUCAUUCUGUGUCUUGGUGCGUAAAAGCAGAACCACCAUGGAAUCACCACGAUGACCAAUGUCCGGAGUUUCCUCUGCGCCAGGAUCUGAUUCACAACUCUGGUUACGGAUUUACUGACCCUGCAUGGCUUAACGCACAGUCUCUGGAAGGAAACCCCGCAGUUCCACCUGGAUUAGUGUUUCGACUGUGCGGAUACCUGCGCUUGGAAAUGGAUCUGUGAACGCUGCAGUGUGAGACACACUGGUUAGAAAGUACAGUGAAGUAUCAAAUACUUCACCACACCAGCAUCAUAACCUACAGUGUCCAACUUUAAGAAUCCAGCAGCUAUGCAGGGAGCCGCUGUCAGGAUUGUCAGAGUUUCUGUCCUCCUGCUGGUGCUUUGGUCAGACCCCCUGAACUGCCAACACACUACAGACCACAGGAAGGUUACUCAGAGGGCAGAGCCCCAACAGGAGUUCAGAGCAGAGCAUGGAGAAAUCCAGGGCUCAUGGGGCGCCUGGGGACCCUGGUCAACCUGCUCCCGGACCUGUGGAAGAGGAGUUCAAGAGCAGAGCAGGCCCUGCCUGCCUGUUUACACACAAACCCAAUACCCCUCCAGAAGAGCUGAUGUUCACCCUCAGCAACGAGACCUUGUCAUUUCAGCCCUGCGGCCAACAGUUCCUCUGCACCGCGACACAGGCAAGUCCUACAACAGCAGUAAUCAUGGAGAGCUGAGGGAGGAGAAGCAGACCCGGCCUGGAGGACGCAGGAGGGUCACUCACAUCAUCCCGGGGAGGUAUGGCUACGGGAGAGCUCCUUAUGUUGCUCCAUUGCAGACGGAUACAGGUCAGGGCGUUGAGACGGCUCGCCCCCACAGACAGAGACGCUCUGCUGCGGCAGAUGCCCACCACCCACCCGCUAGAAGCCACGGUGGCCACAGGUCAAACAACUUGGACCCCUCCACCAACGUCCAUCACUAUAGCAGACCCUACAUGCAGCCCAGGGCACAGAAGCCCAAAAAUAACCAAGUCUGGGCCCCCCUCUACCAGCCUGGUUCGGGUAACCAGGCCCAGGUCCAGCAGGAAGUACAAUCAGGCAGCCAGACGUAUGGACCCCAGCAGCACCAAGAGAGGCCCUACGACCCCCUACCUAGUUCCUCCUGCACAGGGGAGCAUGCUCACUACAGGAUCUGCAACAGUAAUACCUGUCCUCCAUCCAGCAGACACAUCAGGGCUGUUCAGUGUUCUUCAUACAACAACCAGCCUUUCAUGGGCAGACUGUAUGAGUGGGAACCUUUCAAUGAGGUUCCUGGGGAUCAGCAUUGUGAACUCCACUGCCGGGCCAUAGGGUUCAGGUUCUACGUGCGUCAAUCAGAGAGAGUGAUUGAUGGGACGCCGUGUGGGCAGAAUGACACUUCUCUUUGUGUGGCAGGAAAGUGUACGAGCCAAGGCUGCGAUGAGUAUCUCGGAUCGGGAAGGGUGAUGGACAAGUGCGGUGUGUGUGGAGGCAACAACACAACCUGCAGGCUGGUCUCUGGAGUGUUCAAACACAGUUUGUCCAAGAUCGGCUACCACAAGAUAGUGGAGAUUCCAGAGGGAGCCACCAAGAUCAACGUCACAGAAAUGGUGAAGAGCAGAAACUACCUAGCUCUCCGAAGCCGAUCAGGGCGAUCCAUCAUUAAUGGAAACUGGGCUAUUGACCGACCAGGCAAGUAUGAGGGAGGGGGGACCAUGUUCACCUACCGCCGACCCAACGAAAUCAGGAGCACAGCUGGGGAGUCCUUUCUUGCUGAAGGGCCCACCAAUGAAAUCCUGGACGUUUAUAUGAUCUUCCAGCAGCCAAACCCUGGUGUUCACUAUGAGUACAUUCUCCCUACUGAGCAACCAGUUGGCCCUCAGCAACCAAACCACAGACCAGAAGGGAAUGCUGUGAAUGGACAGGGUGGAUACGACAAUCACAGAAACACUAAACAGGAAAACUUCAACCCAGCGGGUGGGGGGAGGGACCCUCCUCGUCUCCCUGACAACCAGGUUCCCGUCGCACAGCCACCCAGACGCGUGAGAGAUUACAACUGGAAAAUGGCUGGUGCUACAGAGUGCAGCGCCUCCUGUGGUAAAGGAUUCAGGUAUUCCAUCUUUCAUUGUGUCUCCCGGCUGAACCAUGCCCAGGUAUCGGAUGCUUUGUGUGAUAGCAGCAGCAGACCGACUCCACAGGAAGAGGCCUGCAACCUGCAGCCCUGCCCAGCCUUCUGGGAUAUUGGAGAGUGGUCAGAAUGCAGUAAGACAUGUGGCCUGGGCAUGCAGCACCGGCAGGUCCUGUGUCGCCAGAUUUACGCCAACCGCACCCUCAACGUCCACACGAGCCGUUGUCGUGACUUGGAGCGGCCUGAAAUCGCCAGUACCUGCCAGCUGAAGAUCUGCAGUGAGUGGCAGAUCCGCUCCGAGUGGACCGCUUGCUCGGUGCCAUGUGGGCUGGGUCAGAAGUCACGAGAGGUACGCUGUGUCAGCAACGUGGGCGACUUUGUUCCUGAUGAGGAGUGCAACAUGAAUCUGCGGCCCAUCGAUGUAGAGAACUGUGACAUGGGAGCCUGUGCCAAGAGUUGGUUCUAUACCGAGUGGGGCAAUAGGUGCUCAGCUGAAUGUGGGAUGGGGGUACGAACCCGGGGAGUCCUCUGCCUGACUAACCACAUCGGCAGCCUUCCUCUGGAGGGCUGUGGCAGCGAACGGCCUGCGGACUCCCAAGUCUGCAACAACGGCCCCUGUGAGAAUCGCAUUGAGUGGUUCACAGGCCCCUGGAGCCAGUGCUCUGCAGAAUGUGGCCCAGGCAGCCAGCAGAGGGCAGUAGUGUGUCUGCUGAAGUCAGAGGAAGCAUUCACUGUCAUGCCGCCGUAUGAGUGCUCCUCCCUGGAGCGGCCCCUCAGCCAGCAGAGCUGCAACCUCAAGGCCUGUGGAGCGAAGUGGUACCACACAGACUGGAGUGCUUGUUCAAAAACAUGUGAAGGAGGUUUCCGUGUGCGGGAGGUGCGCUGCCUGUCUGACGACAUGCUGUCCAGCGAUGGCUGCGACGAGCAGCUGAGACCAGCACAGAGGGAGAACUGCAACCCAGAGCCCUGCAUACCUCACAUUGAUGAGAACUGCAGAGACAAGUACUUUAACUGCAACGUGGUGGUCCAGGCUCGCCUCUGCGUGUAUGAUUACUACAAGACGACAUGCUGUGCUUCAUGUUCACGAGUGACCCACAGACAGUCGAUUCAUCGGGGCCGCAGCUAGCACUCUCUACCACGGUCCCUCAGCUCCAUGUCGGACCAGACUCAAUACCCCGCCACAGGCACUCUGUUCUCGGGCCAGCCAGGGGAGUGAACUGGCUGGACCUUGGUUUAAACAGACUCUUGUUUUGAUUGCCAAGGAUGGAAGCUGAAGAAGGAACAUUUCUGUUGGCUUAUUUGGAGACAGCUGUUGGGAGAAAAGGAAUACCUAAGAAUAGUGGAGGACAGGAAUCCACUCACUCGAUGAACAGAGUGCUGGUGGGGUGAGAAAGAUCAGUAGCAAACUGAGGAAACUACAAAAAACUUUAUGGAUUUUAACCACAACGUUUAAUCUAAAGAAUUACAUUUUUUUGUUUCAGUGGGAGCAGUUUGCAGCUGGCUGUUGUGGAUUACAUGACAUGAAGUGGAGAGCACCUGUAAACUAUUUAAGAUGGACUAUGUAUAGAAAGUACUGUUUAUGUUCUAAUAUGGUUCUUUACACUACAAUACUCAGAUUCAUGGCAUGAUGUCAUAUGAAGUUGAUGCUGUCUCACAUGAAUCAGCUAUUUAACAACCACUUGUUGACCAAAGAUAUGUAACCUCAUCAAACUGAAGACAGUGACAAAUUACCAUUUUCACAGAAAUACUGUGCGUCAAACCUUCCAUGAUGCUGAUGGUGUAACCUUUGCGCAGCAUGUAUUCACAAGAAAAAUGUGUGAAUUAGAUUUUAUUUGUGGCACGGAUGAGGUUUUUCUGAUUACCUAAGCAGUGGCAGACCACCUGGUUUUCCUGCCUGCGCAGCCGUUAGGUGUAAAUGCAGCCUUUGUAAUAUGUAUGUAUAUAUGUAUGUUUGUAUGACAGAGUGAAUGGUAAAAGGUAUUUUUUAAGGGGUUCUCAGACAAUCUUCCCAGAAACUGAAGAGAAAAAAAGCCCUCUUUAUUUAUUUGUGUGGCUCCCCAGGGAGGACACUGGUUUAUCGGCCACCAGUGGCCCCUUUUUGGCUGUGGGGAUAAAACCUUUGCUGUCUCUCCACCAAUCACAGCCUCUGGACUGAAUGUAGGCAUUCCACAGCCUGCUGGAUGGUGGAAGCAGAUGGUGAAAAACCCCAAAGUAUUUUUGAAGAGGUGAAACAAACUGCAUAUAUAUGUUUUUUUUUUUUCUGUAGGAGAUGAUCAUUCCACCAUUGUACAAUCCCUGAUAAAUCUCUAAUUAUAAAUACAUUGAAUUAUCAAUAAAGCAUUAUUAGUAUUUGAUUGUAAAGAAAAAUCACCACAGUAUUUUACAACUAUUAAUCUGUUAUGGUAUAUAUGAGGUUUACAUUAAUAGUAAGUCCUUGUUGAAUCAGCCUCUCUUUCAGUUUCAUACAGAACCUGCACACUGGGCCUCUCAAGUGUUGUUCAAACUGUUUUUGUAUUAUAUGUUAGCAGUUCCCUCCAUGCACCAUAAAUUUACCUCAGAUCCAUAAGUACUGUAUUAAUCAAUGUUUAAGUUGGGAUGAUUCAAGUGUGCAAUUGAUUCAAUCUCUAAAUGCAAGAAACAAACCAUCAACAUCUGAAUGUGUUGACAUGAUGACGUGAUACUUGAUUUUCCCCAAAACAAUCAAAAAGAAUUAAACUAAAAUACCAGAAUCCUUCCGUAUUCGAAUGAGUGCAACUAAUAAAACAUCUGUACUUGUCUUCUUUUACAUUACAACUGUUCAGCCGUUUAUUUUUCAUGGAGUGUUCUUGAGAAUUUUUGAAAUAAAAAAAAUUACUAAUUA